Molecule: messenger RNA, 614 nt
Organism: Vigna angularis (adzuki bean)
Lineage: Eukaryota; Viridiplantae; Streptophyta; Magnoliopsida; Fabales; Fabaceae
Exons: 1
Coding region: 85-504 (139 amino acids)
Biological process (GO): protein ubiquitination
Molecular function (GO): transferase activity
Source: RefSeq, a predicted model, not a curated record
UUGACAGACAUAAAAGGAAAAAGCCAAUUUAAACCCAACUUCCGUUGUGCUUUUCUCAGAACUCAAUCUUCAAGAAGCAACAGCAUGAGCAGUACCAUUCUCAUGACCUUCCUCACAGCCAUUGCUUUUCUGGCUCAAUCCUUCCAAAACUACAUCAUCCGGCAUUCUGGAUAUCCUGCUGCAGUGAAUGAAAACGAAGAUCACGAAAGUGAUUAUUGUUCAGUGUGUCUGAGCCAAAUCUGUAAAGGGGAAAAAGUUAGGUCUCUUCCAGUAUGCAAUCACAGGUACCAUGCUGAUUGUAUAGGUGCUUGGCUUAAGAACAAUACCACAUGCCCUCUUUGCAGGAACAAAAUCACUGAUCACAGCCUCCAAAAGCAUAAACAGGUGAAGAACUUAGCAGAAUCUCUGUUUAAUCUUAUGCAGAGUUUCACAGAUCUGUUGGUAGCUGUUCUCUACAUGCUACUUCCAUCCACCGUCACUCAGAGUUUCCCUUUGGUUCACUGAUAUGAGACUGUGAGUUGUAUUGUAAUCAUGUAUGCAGUAUGCAGAAUAGUGCAAUUGCUGAUGUUUUUUGAGUUUUUGCUUGUUUGGCAUGGGAACUUUGUUCUGCAUAA